CGGAGAGGGGAGCCCCGGGAACGCGAGCCGCGGCCAGCGCGGCUGCAGAGCCCAGCGAAUCCCCAGCCCCGGCAGCAGGGCACCAUAUUUGUAUGUCUUAUAGAACCCCCCUUGGAAAUGCUGACGUCAGGCUUUAAGACAGCUGAGCGCCACUAAACACCAAGAAAACCCAUGGCCCUGGUUGCAUCUUUCAACAUGACCAAUCCACAGCCUGCCACAGAAGGAGGAAUUUCCGAAGUUGAGAUCAUCUCCCAGCAAGUAGACGAAGAAACCAAGAGCAUUGCUCCCGUGCAGCUGGUGAACUUUGCCUAUCGGGACUUGCCCCUGGCUGCGGCUGACCUCUCCACGGCGGGCUCGCAGCUCCUGUCAAACCUGGACGAAGAUUACCAAAGAGAAGGGUUUCUGGAAGAGCCAUGCGCUUUGUCCCACCUUCCAGCAGCUGGGGCCUCCUUCAAGCUUCCCCCGGAUGGACUGUGCGGAAGAAAUCUCCUUGAAGCGUCCACAUUGUUCCUUCAGGGAGAAGCAAGUACCUCAAGGCAGAGCUCCUCUUCCAGCAACAUCCUUGGGGGUGGGGAUCAACCCCUUUGCAGGAGGCUCCAGCCAAUUGCUUGCUCCGGACAGGAAGGACAGGAAGUGGUGGCUGAGUCUUUGGGCCAUCAGAUAAUUUAUCACCAUCACCGUUGUCACUGUCGUCACCGCCACCACCAUUGUCAUCCUCACCAUCACCACCACCAUCACCACCAUCACCAUCCGCCACAUGGUGCUUUGCAGGUCCACCUGGCUGAAGCCGUGCUGUGGGAAGAGAGCAGCCGUGUGGCAGUUUCCAGUGCAUUCCAGUUUGCUGGCGUGAUACACUGGAUCAGUCUGGUCAUUCUCUCCGUGUUCUUCUCAGAGACUGUCCUGCGGAUCGUGGUGCUUGGGAUCUGGGAUUACAUUGAAAACAAAAUAGAGGUGUUUGACGGGGCUGUGAUCAUCCUGUCCUUGGCCCCGAUGGUGGCAUCCACCGUGGCGAAUGGUCCCAGGAGCCCCUGGGAUGCCAUCAGCCUCAUCAUCAUGCUCCGGAUCUGGCGGGUGAAAAGGGUCAUAGAUGCCUACGUCCUGCCUGUGAAGGUGGAGAUGGAGAUGGUCAUCCAGCAAUACGAGAAGGCCAAGGUCAUCCAAGACGAGCAGCUGGAGAGACUGACGCAGAUCUGUCAGGAGCAGGGGUUUGAGAUCCGGCAGCUGCGGGCGCACCUGGCGCAGCAGGACCUGGACCUGGCGGCCGAGCGCGAGGCGGCGCUGCAGGCCCCUCACGUGCUCAGCCAGCCGCGCAGCCGCUACAAGGUGGUGGAGGCCGGCACGUGGGCCGAGGAGACGGCGGCCGAGAGCGUCGUGGAGGAGCUGCAGCCCCCGCGAGAGGCCGCAGCGAAAGAUGACAUGAACAGCUACAUCAGUCAGUACUACAACGGGCCUAGCAGUGACAGUGGUGUCCCAGAGCCAGCUAUGUGCGUGGUCACCACCGCUGCCAUAGACAUCCACCAGCCCAACAUCUCCUCUGACCUCUUUUCGGUCGAUGUUCCCCUGAAGCUUGGCAGCGAUGGCACCUGCGCCAGUGCCACCUCCGAGAGCGCCUCCCGCUCUACUCGCAGCUCUGUCACCCGGGCCCAGAGUGACAGCAGCCAGACGCUGGGCUCCACCACGGACUGCAGCACAGCCCGUGAGGAGCCAUCCUCUGAGCCCAGCCCAGCUCCCCUGCCACUGCCUCCACCACCCCAGCAGCAGGUGGCAGAGGCCAUGGUCCAGGACCUGUUUUCCUCCCUGUCGGAGGAUCCCUGCCCAUCCCGGAGGGCCUUGGACCCAGCCCUCCUUGCCCAGCCCAGCCCAGCGGGCUCGGCCCAAACCAGCCCUGAGCUGGAGCACAGGGUAAGUCUGUUCAACCAGAAGAACCAGGAGGGCUUCGCUGUCUUUCAGAUCGAGCCUGUCAUCCACUUCCAGCCCACUCUACCUGGGCUGGAGGAGAAGUUCAGAUCUUUGGAAUCCAAAGAGCAAAAGUUGCACAGGGUCCCUGAAGCCUAGAGCCUCCAGGCAGGCUGGGUGGGAAAGGGGCAGACAGCCAUCUUGAUGCUCUCCCGGGGCCCCAGAGGCCACCAAGGGCCACAGGCAAGGCCCAGGAGCCCACCUGACCUCCCUCAGGGUGCUGCCUGCCUCCAGGGAGGUGAUGCCAGGCCAGGAGGCCACACGCCUCAGACCUCAAAGCCCAGAGCUGGCGCUUCAUCUCGCCCUGCUCAGGGGAGGGUGGUGCUCGUGGCUGGGUUUUUUUUUUAAAACCAUUUUUACAAAAACCAGCCUGUGGCCCAGCUUCAGCAGGGUAGAGCUCGGGGGCCAGCUCAGCCUCUUCCGUUGCCUUUGUUCCUGACGCCCACCCCGGACCCUCGGGAACAGCACUGUGAGCCGGGGCUGCCAGCCCCACCCCCAAGCCGUCUUUUCCAGGAAUCCUGGGUGGAGCCGACACACUCACACACAGACCACCAUCUGAGCCUACUUCAUGGGUCAUCAUUCUGUCAUUUAGGCAUGAGCGUUUGAGUCUUUUUCAAGACAAAUCUAGUUUUCACCUUCACGGGACAUAAAGGGAUGGAUCUGGAGGCGGGUGGGAGGGGCGGGGGUGGGGGGCCAGCCACUUUCCAAUCUUGGCUUUAAUAAUAAAAACCAGCUGCACU
Messenger RNA from Phacochoerus africanus (Common warthog), 2696 nucleotides. RefSeq names its product transmembrane protein 266 (gene TMEM266). The record is from RefSeq and is a predicted model, not a curated record. Gene Ontology annotation, cellular component: plasma membrane. NCBI's taxonomy places the organism in Eukaryota, Metazoa, Chordata, Mammalia, Artiodactyla, Suidae. Gene Ontology annotation, molecular function: voltage-gated channel activity; monoatomic ion channel activity. Gene Ontology annotation, biological process: monoatomic ion transport; transmembrane transport. The coding region runs from base 172 to 2055 and encodes 627 amino acids. The transcript has 12 exons.